Cetraspora pellucida is the source of this 396-nucleotide messenger RNA. Lineage: Eukaryota; Fungi; Glomeromycota; Glomeromycetes; Diversisporales; Gigasporaceae. The record is from the annotation of a GenBank genome assembly.
AUGAAUAUAGAAUGCGUUCAUUGUAAUGCCCUACACUGGCUUGAUAAGCGUCUUACUUCAUCUUCUCGCAACAGUCCAAAAUUUAGUACAUGUUGUUCACACGGUCAAGUUAUUUUACCAUUUCUACAAGAUCCACCACUCCUACUACGUCAACUUUUCGAAUGUCAAGAUGAUCUUUCUAAAGAAUUUCAUUGUAAUAUUCGACGGUAUAAUGCAGCACAUGCAUUCACUUCUCUUGGUGCAAAAAUUAACCAAUCUGUUUUUAAUGGUCAUGGACCAUAUAGCUUCCGUAUAAGUGGAGAAUUAUAUCAUCGCGUAGGUUCUUUGCUCCCUGAUUCAGAUGCUGAAGCAACUUAUGCUCAACUCUACAUUUAUGAUCCAGAGAUAGCACAUUAA